UGUUAGAGUGUAGGUAAAGUAAGAGAGAAGGUGGUGAGGGUUUAUUAGAGCUUUCCUUGUUACAUACGAAAGAACCUCAUCAAUCAAAAACAGAGGCAAAUGUAAACAGCGAAAACCCUUUUCCUUCUUCUCUCUUCCCAUCACCAUUAACGCUUUCUUCUUCACCCAAACCUCGACAAGCUGGACAUGCUGGACUCCGUCCUUCUGGCGUUGUUCUUGCCUUGCCUUGGCAUGACCGCCGUUUUCGUCGUUUACAUGUGUCUUCUAUGGUACGCCACCACUCACCACCCCGAUCCCCACCUACCGGCCAAGCCCGUCUCCGACGCCGGCCUCUCCCCCUCGCAGCUCCAAAAGCUUCCCUCCAUCACCGGAAAAGACCUUCUCAUGGGCUCCGAAUGCGCCGUCUGCCUCGACGACAUCGCCACCGACCAACCCGCUCGACUCGUUCCCGGUUGCAACCACGCCUUCCAUGUGGAAUGCGCUGACACCUGGCUCUCCAAGCACCCUCUCUGCCCUCUCUGCAGAGCCAAACUCGACCCCACGCUUUUCUCUUCCUCGGAAAAUCCUUGCUGAGACAGAGCAACGCGUACUUUCGCAGAAUUACCAAGAACAGAGCCAAAGCCUAAGCCUAAAUCCUGCUGUUUUUUUUCCUUAAUUAGAUUGAAACUCUUCGCCACUGUACAGUUUCUCAUCUCUCCUAUGCAGCGCAAAAUAUUCUGGCAUUGUUGGAUGGUAGAUCCGUUGGCUUUGAUUUUUAAUACGCACCGGAGUGGCAAACCACGCUAAGCCUUUCUUUCUAUCUUCUUCUUCUCUCUUUAAUUAUUACCAGUAAUUUGUUAGUGGUGGUCAUGGUUGAUUUGGGGAUAUUGGUGAAAUGUGUUUGUUUGUUUCUUCUCAGAAGCAUUAUGGAGCUUUUUUGUGAAAAAAAAAUUGAAUUUUGAAUUUUUUAUUGAGUGAGAGAAGAGCAGGCAAUUCACGCAAAGCAUGGGUUCUUACUAGAAGCAAGUGGUUGUUGAUCGAAUCAUGCAAGGGAUGAUGCGUUUUGUUGUUUGGUUGAAUCAUCUUUUCAGUGUUUUCUAGAGACACUGAAAAUUGAGUUAUGCAGAGAUAGAGAAAGAGCACAAAGGGAAAGUUUUUGUUUUUGUUUUUUAAAAUUUCUGACAAGAAGAAGAUGCCAACUGAAAGUGAUUUUAUUUUAUUUAUGUUUCUGGUUUUAAUCCAAA
Molecule: messenger RNA, 1223 nt
Organism: Vigna angularis (adzuki bean)
Lineage: Eukaryota; Viridiplantae; Streptophyta; Magnoliopsida; Fabales; Fabaceae
Product: E3 ubiquitin-protein ligase ATL23-like
Exons: 1
Coding region: 187-573 (128 amino acids)
Source: RefSeq, a predicted model, not a curated record